This is a messenger RNA of Procambarus clarkii (red swamp crayfish), 2684 nucleotides long. It is a transcript of the gene TfIIS, whose product is annotated as RNA polymerase II elongation factor. Gene Ontology annotation, molecular function: zinc ion binding; nucleic acid binding. Gene Ontology annotation, biological process: DNA-templated transcription; transcription elongation by RNA polymerase II. NCBI's taxonomy places the organism in Eukaryota, Metazoa, Arthropoda, Malacostraca, Decapoda, Cambaridae. The record is from RefSeq and is a predicted model, not a curated record. Gene Ontology annotation, cellular component: nucleus.
GUGUGGGCGCGCGCGGGGGCGGGCACGCCAGGCCGCCCACCAAUCACAACAGUCGUCGCCGGCGUCUGCUUCCAGAAGCAUUACGCUGUUAAACCCGUCUUUUCCUGACUGAAAAUCUCUUGCCUCCCCAAACCGCUGCCAGUCAUGGGUUGCGAGGAGGAAGUGCUCAAGAUUAAGAAGAAGCUAGACAAGAUGACGGCGAGCGAGGGCGAUCAGACACAGGCACUAGAUAUAUUGAGGGUACUGCAAGGACUGCCAAUCAACUUCCAGGUUUUGUCAAAGACACGUAUCGGUAUGACUGUGAAUGCUCUCCGUAAGGCUUCUACUGACGAAGAAGUAAUUUCCACUGCUAAACAGUUGAUAAAGAAUUGGAAAAAAUUUGUUCCUGACAAAAAAGAUGACGAUGAAAAAGAUGGAAAAGAAGAGAAGAAAAAAGAGAAAGAAGAUAAGAAGGAAUCUAAAAACAACAGUAACAGUAGCAAUAGUAGCAACAACAGUAGCAGCAGCAGCAGCAGUGGAAGUUCCAAGCCUGCCAGCUUUCCAACAGCAGCCCCACCUACCACAGAUUCUCUGCGCCUUAAGUGCCGAGAAAUGAUUGCUAAUGCCCUCAAAUUAGCAGAAAUGCCUGAUGGUGUGGUGGAUACUCCCGAGAGUCUGGCCGAGAAGGCUGAAGAAGCUAUCUUCCAAGAGUUCCGCAAUACUGAUGCUGCUUAUAAGAACCGUUUGCGGUCAAGGGUUUACAACUUAAAAGACUCCAAGAACCCACAAUUACGAGAAAAUGUUCUAAGAGGCGUUAUUUCCCCACAGAGACUUGCAACUAUGAGCUCAGAAGAAAUGGCUAGUGCUGAAAUGAAGGCAUUACGGGAGAAAUUUACUAAAGAAGCCAUCGAUGACCAUCAACUUGCUGUUGCUCAAGGUACCAAGACAGAUCUGCUCAAGUGUGGCAAGUGUGGGCAACGGAACUGCACGUACAACCAGAUGCAGACCAGAAGUUCUGAUGAACCUAUGACCACAUUUGUGUUAUGCAAUCAUUGUGGUAAUCGCUGGAAGUUUUGCUGAGCUUCAAGUCACAGGAACCAAAUAUAUAUACCCCAAAGGAUUUCUUUGUUUUUGUAAAGAACUUGUUAAUCAUUGGUUGCUCCCAAAACUUAAUAUAUUAGACAAUUUGAUAUUAAUAUGACCAACCUUUGAAUAGCUCUGCUGCAUGUAAUCUUGUACAUGUGGCAUGUGGUCUACCUUGAGAGCCUACCGAGCCAUUGGAAAAUGGCUCGGUAAGGCUCUAUUCCACAUGCUUAUAACUUGAUGUUAUGGAAUACAUGCAGUUGAGCAUUUCAAGGUAAAAAUUACAUAAAUUGAAGACAAAUGUAGAAAUAAAAAGUAUAUAAUUUUGUAAAUCUUUAAAGUUUACAAACUGUAGACAUCACCAUCAUUAUUCAUUUUGAAUUAUUUCAUGUCAAAUACAUCAUAAUUAUUAUUAUAUGUACUAAUGUCUUAUAAAUCACUUCCCUGUUUCCAACCUAGUAAUUUACUAAUAGAACUUUUCUGCCAUGAUUAUUGAUGAAUUAUGCAAGAUUUAGAACCGAGAAAGUCUGCAUUAUACAUUGAUAACCCUCUCGACAUAGGGAGGGUGCGUGUUAUACUGUGUGUGUGGAGAGCAGGUGUAUUAACACUACUUUGAGGAUAUAUCAAGUUUUUAUUCAUCGAUUUAUAUGCCAUUGGUAAAGCAUAUAAUGAUUAAUUUUGUAUGGGGUUAUGUGAUCAAGUUAGGUGAUGAGCUGACCACUCGCCAUUCUGGAUCAUGGGUGAAAAGCUAUUAAACAUCCAGGCGUAUUUAUCCCAUUGAAGGGAUUUUGUUACAAGAAAAUUGUAGAAAUCUUACUAGUUUUAUUAAAAAAAAGAAAGUUUUAUAAAAAGUUUUAUUUUACAUUUUGUCCAAAAAAUUGUUGACCCAAUUUUUCCUAUAGUCUUCAAGGCUUGACUAUGACAGUUAGUUUCUUUAGAUAAUCACUUGAGCAAUAGUUAAUUUUCUUCAUACAAAAAUAUUUUUGCUAUCAGCCUCAAAGUUUGAGUUGCAUCUAAUACUUGCCUGAAUGCGAGGUCCAUGUAUUUUUUUAUUUUUUAUUAGAUGUAUAUUAUUCUGAUAGGAAGCUAAUUAUGAAAUGAGACCGACAUUUGGAUUACAUUUUGCAGGUGUAUAAUUUGAUGUUGCUAAAACAUAUUUAAAUGUUAAUGAUACCAAUUUACGUACGAAUUACUGGAAAGUUUGGCAUUGUACUUUACCAUUCCAGAAUUGUGAGAGAAAGCUUAUAUGAAAAGAAAUUUUCACCAAGAAGUAACAUAUUUAUUUAAAACAUUUCCCUAUGCUAUAUAAAUGAUAAAACUGUUUUUGGAGUGUGUAACACAUUAGACAUGCUUUUCAUGUUAACAAUACUUUUCAUUUCAGAAUGUAGCAUAUCUAUGCCUAUUGUCCUAUAUUUUUUAAGCUAGAAAAAAUGAUUUUUUUUUUAAGUCAUAUUUAAAUCUGUACUCAUUCAUAAUAUUAAACUUUUUUAUGGAUAUGUAGGACCAAAAUUUUUUCUUUUUUUAAUAUUGGAUUAUUUCCAAUCUUAAUGCUUGAACUACUAGGUAAUACAGUUUUCAUAUCCUGAGUACUGUGUUCUUAUCAAUACAAUUGUACCUGUAGA